This is a messenger RNA of Cyprinodon variegatus (sheepshead minnow), 1784 nucleotides long. RefSeq names its product aarF domain containing kinase 5 (gene adck5). Lineage: Eukaryota; Metazoa; Chordata; Actinopteri; Cyprinodontiformes; Cyprinodontidae. The coding region runs from base 154 to 1506 and encodes 450 amino acids. The transcript has 11 exons. The record is from RefSeq and is a predicted model, not a curated record.
UUAGAGAGGCUUCAUCUUGGACUCCCGCAGCAGAGUAGACUCUUUGAAGAAUCUGUAUGCUAGUAGCCAGAUGAGGCUGCUGUGCGGCUGGCCGGAGGGGACUCAGUGGCUGGCAUUCAUCGCUCCUGAGAUUUAGAAUCAUACUGAAGAACCAUGACUGGGAAACCCUCCAGAUUGUUCAGAUUAUGCAAUCAUCAUCUGACUCUCCUGAGAAGACGUCCGCAUCAAACCAUCAGAUCCUUCAGCUCAGUCAGGGCGGGGCGGCAGCGGGGGCUGCUGUGGAAGACCCUCCUUGGCCUCUCUGUCGGCCUCCCUGCAGCAGCGGCUGCAAAGUAUGCCGCCUCAGAGCCGAGGCAGAGGAGGAAGAUGAGGAUUGUGGUUGAAGGAUUCGGCCGUUUCUGCAGGUCUCUGUCAGUGGGGAUCUUCAUCUCUGUGGAUUACUGGUGGACCACCAACGUGGCUCUGCGAGGGAUGGAUGAGAGCAGCCCAUCCUACAUGUCAGAGAUGUCAGCCUGCCACCAGCGGGCGGCGGACCACAUGGUGGAGGGAGCCAUCAGGAACGGAGGGCUCUACAUCAAACUGGGCCAGGGGCUUUGUGCCUUCAACCACCUGCUGCCCCCCGAGUACAUCAGCACCCUGCAGGUCCUGGAGGACAAAGCCCUGGACAGGCGGUACAAGGAGGUGGACGCUCUCUUCCUGGAGGACUUCAAAAAAACCCCAGAGCAGCUUUUUAAAACCUUCGACUACGAGCCCAUCGCAGCGGCCAGCUUGGCUCAGGUCCACAAGGCGGAGCUCCAGGAUGGGACGCCUGUCGCCGUUAAGGUGGAAAUAAACGUCCUUUUUAUUUUAUUCUCUCUGGCAGUUCUGGUGAGAAAAGGUCCAGAUAAGAAGGCGGAGCUGGUGCUGUUGGAUCACGGCCUCUACGAGUUUCUCAGUCAACACGACAGAGAGGCUCUGUGCAAACUGUGGCGGUCCGUCAUCCUGAGAGACGAGGCGGCCAUGAAGCGGUACUCUGACGCUCUGGGGGUCAAAGAGUACUUCCUGUUCUGCGAGAUGCUGCUGCAGCGCCCCAUCAGCAUGCGGACCUUGACGCUGUCCAACAUCCUGAGCCGGGAGGAGACGGCCUACAUGCGGGAAAUGGCGCUGAACCGCUUCGAGAGCAUCAUGCAGGUGCUGAAGGCCAUGCCCCGACCCAUGCUGCUGGUGUUCCGGAACAUCAACACGGUCCGGAGCAUCAACAUCACUCUGGGAGCGCCGGUGGACCGCUACGGCAUCAUGGCCAAGAGCGCGGUUCGAGGCUACGGGAAGAUUCAGGCGGAGAAGACGGGGAUACUGCCGCGGUUACGGAUCAUCAGCUGGUGCAGGACGACCUGGGAGAGCCUGAAGUUUCAGGUGGCCUUAAGGUCAGAGAUGGCCAUCAUGAGUCUGACCAGGACCUUCCUGAGGCUGCUGGAGGUUCUGGGUCUCAACACUCUGGACGCCGAGGUGUAUAAUUACCUGACGUAGUGCCGCAAUGAAGCACUAGGGGGAGCUGUUCCAGAUACACAAGGAGAUGAUGCAGAUUUUAUUGUUUUUAGCCAAAAAACAUUGAGAGUCGGGAUGAGGAGAUAAUCCAGGACACCUGCCUGCCACAGCGACUGACUAUCCUGUCAUUUUAGGAUUUACUGUUUUCCUUUUGUUUUGUUUUAUAAAAAGCAGAAAAACAUUGAAAGACAAAGGGAGUUAAAUUUGUUCCAUUAUUGUGCAGAGAACAUGUUUUAUGAAUUAAAGAAGAAAAUACAUUC